AUCGCACUUCUUUAAAGUUCAAAACAAUAAUCUAAUGUACUUAUGACUUAACAUAACAUCAUUAUCUUUAGUAGCAUUCUUCUGAUAUGACUAAAGUGAUAAAUGUACAUUGUGAGUGUGACACUCGUCGAUUAUAAUACCGUUCAGUUUAUAUUUUGCAGUUUAGUAUUUCUGUCAUAUCAACUUCUGUAACCUCAAUAAUCUUCAUGGAACCUCAUUAGAUAGAUUUUCGCAUCCAAACUUUGAAGUUAUUUAUGUAUAAUCAUUGUUUACCUUUGUCAUUAUCACGAUGGUUAUGUGCGUUAUGACAACAAUUCAUCGCGUGACGAUUUUUGUGUAGUACACAAUUCAGUUAAGAAUAAUUAACGACACGCUGCAUUUAUAAAUGCAUUUUUAUUACCAGUUAUUUGUACAAUGGCUGAUCUGUCUCAAUCGGCAGAAUAUUUAAGUUUUAGAAGUAGUAUUCCACUUCGAAAGAUUGUGGUUGAUUCCUCUUUAAAAGACUGGCAAAUUUAUGAUUGUGGACCAAAAAGCAUAAAAUGUCCAUUGAUUUGUCUGCCACCAGUGUCUGGCACAGCCGAUGUCUUCUUCAAACAAGCUCUUGCCCUGUCUGCCAAAGGAGUGAGAGUCAUCACUGCAGUGGCACCUGUGCUGUGGACUGUGAAUGACUGGUGUGAGAGUUUUAGGAAACUUUUAGACACUCUAGAACUAGAUAAAGUUCAUAUUUUUGGAGCAUCACUAGGUGGCUACCUAGCACAGAAAUUUGCUGAACACACUUAUAUUUGUCCAAGGGUUGCCUCAUUAGCAUUAUGUAAUACUUUUACAGACACUUCGGUGUUUAAUAAUCAUGCCUCGGCGAGUCUCUUUUGGAUGAUGCCUUCACUUGCCUUGAAACAUAUGAUUAUGGGUAAUUUUAGUUGUGAGAGAGUUGAUUCUGAUAUUAUUGAGUCUAUUGACUUUAUGGUAGAUAGGUUUGAGACUUUGAAACAGUCUGAACUCGCUAGUCGACUUACAUUAAACUGUUCAAGAGGAUACGUCGAAGCUCAUAAGUUGCAUGAACUGCCUGUGACGAUAAUCGACGUGUUUGAUAAAAGUGCACUUUGUAACAAUGUGAUGGAAGAGUUGUACAAAUGUUAUCCUCAGGCAAGACUAGCGCACUUGAAAAGCGGUGGUAAUUUUCCUUAUUUAAGUCGAAGUGCUGAUGUAAACCUAUAUCUACAAAUACAUUUGGGACAAUUUGACGGAACUACUACAGCUGCAUCUGAAUUUCCACUGAUGCAAAGAUGAGGUUAUGUCCAUAUUGAUAUUUUACCAAAAAAACUACAAAUACGAUUCUCUAGUAAUACUCUAGUCCAAACUGGUCACUUGCGCCAAUCAGGGGCUUUGCUGAAAUAGAUAAUUGUUACACAACCAAGAUACAUAACUAUUAAUAAUAUAUUUACAGUCUUUGGAUGCUGUUUAAGUUCAA
Dalotia coriaria is the source of this 1468-nucleotide messenger RNA. Its product is annotated as maspardin-like. Bases 415 to 1287 code for a protein of 290 amino acids. The transcript is spliced from 5 exons. The record is from RefSeq and is a predicted model, not a curated record. Lineage: Eukaryota; Metazoa; Arthropoda; Insecta; Coleoptera; Staphylinidae.